Molecule: messenger RNA, 2803 nt
Organism: Nerophis ophidion (straightnose pipefish)
Lineage: Eukaryota; Metazoa; Chordata; Actinopteri; Syngnathiformes; Syngnathidae
Gene: dph2
Product: diphthamide biosynthesis 2
Exons: 7
Coding region: 259-1716 (485 amino acids)
Biological process (GO): protein histidyl modification to diphthamide
Molecular function (GO): 2-(3-amino-3-carboxypropyl)histidine synthase activity
Source: RefSeq, a predicted model, not a curated record
GGUAAUGCACCUAAGAGGAGAAAAGCUGUUUGUAACUGCACAUAUGAAGAAGAAAAACCGAAAAUGUGCCAUGCUAUCGUCGAUAAAACAUGUGCAGGUCAAAAUAUUUUUUAGCCAAUCUAAUACUUAGUUAAUGUAAUUCGAACACUCUUGGAAGGGUGUUGUACAUAAAAAUUGACGAGUAACACAACUGCAGACGGAUUGAGUAACAUUUGCCGAUAAGCGAAAUAUACCAAAAGAACUGCUUCCCGUGUAGACAUGGCUGAUGCAUUCAGUAGCAGCUCGGAAAUUGCAAUGCUGCGUCAGUUUGACGUCCAAGUAAAGAAACCAACUCCUCUGGACAAGCUUGAUGAAUUUUACCAAGUUAAUAAGACCUGUGACUUCAUUUGUCAGAAUCACUUCGACAAGGUAGCCUUGCAGUUUCCUGAUGACCUCCUGCAUGAAUCCACUGGCGUUGCAGCUGAGAUAGAGAGAACUACUCAAACAAAAGUAUUCAUUCUAGGAGAUACAUCAUAUGGCAGUUGCUGUGUGGACGAGGUGGCAGCAGAGCACGUAGGGGCAGACUGCUUGGUUCAUUAUGGUCACGCCUGCCUGAGCCCCACCAAAAGACUACCUGUCAUGUACAUCUUUGACAGAGGACACCUCGACGUGGACAGGUGUACCUCAGCCUUCACUGAACUGUAUCCUGACACACAAGCCAACAUCCUCCUAUUCUAUGAUGUCAGAUACACACACGCUAUGGAUGACGUGAUGACAAAGUUGAGUGCCGUUUAUCCAAACGUUGUGUUAUCACAAAUCGCAGUGGAAAGCGAGUGUUGGCACAACUACAACAGGACUGAAAGUAAAAGUGAACAAGACACGAAUGAAGAAAGUUACUUUGGAAGAAAGUUUAUUUUGAAGAGGGGACUGAGCAUAAAAGACUUCAAUAUUUUUUACGUCGGUCAAGAAGGAUCAACUUUAAUAAACUUGAUGAUGACCUUGAACCGCUGUUCCUUCACCUCCUUUGACCCCAACACGUCGUCAGGAAGAGUCGAGUCAGCGAAUAUCAAUCGUGCUCUGAUGAAACGUUACUAUGCCAUAGAGCGUGCCAAGGAUGCCAAUGUGGUGGGCAUCUUAGUGGGCACUCUUGGAGUGUCAGACUACUUGUCCAUCCUCCAGCAGUUGAAGGACGUUAUACACGCGGCCAACAAGAAGACGUACGUCUUCGCUAUGGGAAAAAUAAAUGUUGCGAAACUCGCAAACUUUUUGGAAAUUGAUAUUUUUGUUUUGAUCGCUUGUCCUGAAAACUCCUUGUUGGAUUCUGCUGACUUUUAUCGACCUGUGGUGACGCCUUUUGAGAUGGAAAUGGCCUGCAACCCAAACAGGAAGUGGACUGAAGAAUAUGUUACAGACUUUAGACAUCUUCUACCAGGUGGACAAAGUCAUGUACUUUUGUCUGGCGCCCAAGAAGAAGAAACGGAGACAAACAUGUCUUUAAUCACAGGAUCUAUGAGAAGCUGCAAGAUGAACACAGAAGAAGUUAUUUCAGAGAAUUCUUCUCUGGUCCUCAGAAAUCAGACGUUGACUGUUGCUAACACAAACUCAGCAGCAUCUUUUCUGGCCAAUCGCAGUUGGCGAGGAUUAGAGCAGAAGUUGGGAGAAACGCCUGUGAUGAAAGCUGUGACGGGCAGGAAGGGCAUUGCCAUCGCCUACGAAGAUGAAGGAGCAGCUUCAUGAUCACAUUACUGUAAAUGAUUACAUUGCAGUACAUUAUUGUCUCUUUGGACAUUCAGAAAUAUUUUCAUGCUCUGAAUUGGAAAUUAAUAUUUGUAUUUCCUUUUUCACGUGAUUUAUUAUUUUAUAACUUAAAUAUGAAGUAGUUUGAUGAACCCUGUCCAUCAUGUAUGUAAAGAUUCUAAUUACAGAAAUUUGCAACAGCGACCCCAUAUUGUACUGGUGCGAAAAUCCUGUAGAAGGAAAAAAGUUUGAGGGCGCUAUCUGCAAGAGAGGAAAAAAGUACUGCAGUUCUAAAGAUGCUUUUACAAGAUCUAUUUACAUUUUCAUAAAUAUUACAAUAAACAAUAUACUUAUUAGUGGUCCUUAAAAAAAUAGUUUCACAUUCAAAUCAAGAUUCAAAAUUUUAGAUUCAAUAUGUAAAAGUUUUUAAGCCCUCUCUGUACUUACUGCAUGUUUGCAUCAUACAUACAACAGCAGCCAACCUGUUUUGAAAAGGUUUUAUUAUGAUAUAUGUACACAAUACUGUAGAGCGAGAACAGUGUUAAAUUGAGAAUUAACUUGAAUUGUGAGUUGUAAGAUUGAAACCCUAAUAUUAAUGACAGUGAUGGAACUUUAUAUAAAUUAAUACAAGUCACUCACAUUGGAAUCCAAGGUUGCCGCUAAGUGGCAGCAGUGCUCCAAAUGAUCACCAAGCUGUUUGUAUUUAAACUUCAUAAACUUGGUCACUAAAAGAUGUACAUUGUUAUUUUUCUUUUUUAAUAUCAGGUGAUUAUAUAAAGAAUGUCAACAUCUGCAACUCAAGCAAGGUUUUGAACACAAUAGUAUUUCAGCUUGGAGAGGAAUAAAGAAAAGUUAUUUUCUUUAUAUUAUAAUCACAAGUAUUAAGCACUACUUAGACUAAGAAUGCAGAAAAUGAUGAUUUUAUUUAAGUUUCACUUUCCUUUUCUUUGACACACUGCCACCACAACAAUCACAAUGAAGGGAAAAAGUUAUUGGAGCCGCCAAGUCUCAUAUUCACGCACCAAACCACUUAAGUCCAAAUUAAUUUUUUAAAUCAUUUAACACAAUAAAUACUAUCAAAAAUCAA